Didymosphaeria variabile is the source of this 759-nucleotide messenger RNA. RefSeq lists its product as uncharacterized. The transcript has a single exon. NCBI's taxonomy places the organism in Eukaryota, Fungi, Ascomycota, Dothideomycetes, Pleosporales, Didymosphaeriaceae. The record is from RefSeq and is a predicted model, not a curated record. The coding region runs from base 1 to 759 and encodes 252 amino acids.
AUGUUUGAGUGUGAACUAUGCCUCAACAUCUACUUUCUCGACAAGGACUUCAUUCACCACCAUCAAGGGAGUCAUCGUUGUCAGGUCUGCGUGCCCAAAAGACACGUGGAGAUGGCAAGGAGGAAACGAGUGGCACGGACAGGCUGGGGCUGCGGAUUCUGUGUCCAUUUCAGCAAGAGUUGGUCGGAGAGGUGUAACCAUAUUAGCGAGCAUUUUGAGAGGAGAGGGAAUACCAUGGCAGACUGGAAGCAUUCAAGGGUGAUAUGGUCCCUCCUUCAGCGCCCAGAGAUACUGCAAGAAUGGUGCCGUCUACUAGAGACCAAGCACCGCACCAAAAACCCUUUUGCUUGGAAAGCGUCAACUACUGGCCGAUCAGAAGGCUAUCCAGACACGAACACGCAACCUCAUUUACAAGACCUUCUCGAAUUCUACACAUCGUCCGAAGACGCGGCCGCCAUCGCAAGACUGGCUUUCGAGACCGGCCUGCGCGAAAAAAAGCUUCCAAGCAUACCUCCGCCUGUGCCAGAAAAGGAUCGGUAUCCUCAACAGCCACCUCAGCAGUCAACAUUUCCUCAGAGCCAGCAUGCUGCCCCGCUUUUUGCCGCCAUCUACGAUCCCAUGACCGACAUGCCUGCCUGGAACCCCCUCUUGGGCACCAUUCCUGAAGACCCUUUUCAGCCAGCAAACGUUGUCACGCUCGACUACGAUGCCCUCAAUGCUGCGUUCAGCCACUCUUACAACCACCCUGGCCAAUUCUAG